AUGGGUUCCUCUUGUUAAAAAUAAAAUGAAAUUAUCACUGCUUAUUAAGAAUCAGAAGCAAUUGAAUUUGAUGAUUAGAGAAUUGCUAAAGAAAUCUAUCCCAUAAAAGUUCAUAGAGGUUUCAGAAACACCUUUUAAAAAAAUAAAUAAGUGAAUAAGAAUGUUGAAGCCACAUCUCUUACUCUUCUUUAAUAGGAAUUAAGUAAAUAUACUAAACAGAAUUAUUGUACAGAGAAAAUAAUUCCUACUCAAAUCAAAUAGGAACAUAAAAAAAAAAAUAAAAAUAAAAAAUAGUUAAAAGGUAUAAUUAAACAACAUACAUCAUGUUAAUUAAUAUAAUCAUCUACAAGACUCAAUUAUCAUUUAAAAAAUUAAGAAUAUGAAUUUAGAGUAGGUUAAAGAAUACACUCAGAAAAAUAAGUGAGAUUUAACAUUCCGAAAUUAAAUAAUAAUUCCUCACGUUCUUGCUCAAACUAAAAAUCAAGAAGUAAGAAAAGUCAUAUUUGA
This is a messenger RNA of Paramecium primaurelia, 507 nucleotides long. Lineage: Eukaryota; Ciliophora; Oligohymenophorea; Peniculida; Parameciidae. The record is from the annotation of a GenBank genome assembly.